Corythoichthys intestinalis (scribbled pipefish) is the source of this 5235-nucleotide messenger RNA. Its product is annotated as melanopsin-A-like. Gene Ontology annotation, biological process: cellular response to light stimulus; visual perception; G protein-coupled receptor signaling pathway. The coding region runs from base 180 to 1838 and encodes 552 amino acids. The record is from RefSeq and is a predicted model, not a curated record. Gene Ontology annotation, molecular function: G protein-coupled photoreceptor activity. NCBI's taxonomy places the organism in Eukaryota, Metazoa, Chordata, Actinopteri, Syngnathiformes, Syngnathidae. The transcript has 9 exons. Gene Ontology annotation, cellular component: plasma membrane.
GCCGGGGGAGGUCAUCCACGCUUCUUUAGUACUGAAGACACUUCAGAACUCAGGACAUUUUCUCAUCUUUGGGCCACUUGUGGACAUGCUGUUGCAACUUUCCUUUCAAGUACCGGAGAGAGAGGAGAAUCCCAUCAUGGUGAACAGAGCGCAAGAAAUGGGUAUUCCCUUUGGCGACCAUGACGCGGUCCACUGAGAGCAUGGAGCCCGAGAAAGCUCACACACAGAACAGCUUCUUCAUCAAGGCCGACGUGCCAGAUCAUGCACACUACGUGGUGGCAGCCUUCGUCCUGGUCAUCGGCACGCUGGGUGUCGCGGGCAACGCGCUUGUCAUGUUCGCCUUCUACAGCAACAAAAAGCUUCGCAGCUUGCCCAAUUACUUCAUCAUGAACCUGGCAGUCAGCGAUUUCCUCAUGGCCUUUACGCAGUCGCCUAUUUUCUUCAUCAACUGCCUUUACAAGGAAUGGGUGUUUGGCGAGAUGGGUUGCAAGAUGUAUGCGUUCUGUGGCGCAUUGUUCGGCAUCGCCUCCAUGAUAAAUCUGCUGGCCAUCUCCAUCGACCGCUACCUGGUGAUCACCAAGCCACUGCAGGCCAUCCACUGGAGCUCCAAGAGAAGGACCACUCUGGCUAUCGUCUCCGUCUGGUUGUACUCGCUGGCCUGGAGUCUGGCGCCUCUCGUCGGAUGGAGCUCUUACAUCCCUGAGGGCCUGAUGACAUCGUGCACUUGGGAUUAUGUCACAUACACGGCGGCCAACAGGAGCUAUACCAUGAUGCUCUGCUGCUUUGUUUUCUUCAUCCCACUCCUCAUCAUCUUCUACUGCUACGUCUUCAUGUUUCUGGCUGUCAGGAAAACCAGCAGGGAGGUGGAGCGACUAGGCACCCAAGUGAGGAAAUCCACAUUGAUCCAUCAGAAAUCUAUCAGGAGCGAAUGGAAGCUGGCCAAGAUCGCCUUUGUGGUUAUUGUUGUCUAUGUCCUCUCCUGGUCACCAUACGCCUGCGUCACGCUCAUUUCAUGGGCCGGGCAUGCAAACAUCUUGUCGCCAUACUCCAAAGCUGUUCCUGCCAUCAUAGCGAAGGCCUCCACUAUCUACAACCCUUUCAUCUACGCCAUCAUUCAUAAUAAGUAUAGGAUGACCCUGGCGGAGAAAUUUCCCUGCUUGUGGUUUCUGUCUCCCACCCCUCGAAAGGAGUGCAUCUCCUCCUCUUCCAUCAGUGAGUCCUCCUUCAGGGAUUCCAUCAUCAGUCGGCAGUCCACCGCGUCGAGAACUCAUUUCAUCAGCGCGUCCUCCAAACCCUCUGAUAUGGUUCCAAGGGAUGUGGAGAUGGAGCCUUUAGGCAGGAAGUCGGGUGAUUCCUUCAGGAGCAUGUCUUCCUAUCAUCAAUCCAGCAGAGGCAGUUCCUGUAGGAGAUCCUCGGAGCGCAAGACCCAUAAAGGGGAAAAGCAUCCAUCUACCAUGAAUGAGUCAUCUGGGAACUGUGACCAUGAACUGGUUUCUAGCACUCUUACCAGCGCCACUUUACCCCUGCUAGUUCUUACCAGGAGGCGUAGUCGAAGUCUGACCCACAGAGACUCGGACAGGGCAAGAGGCUCUCCCAACAGUUCACGGGGGUGCAAAAGCAACUCGGCCGACUCCCUGUGCAUCGAGCGAGUCGCAUCCGCGGAGCCGCCGCCGUCCCAGCAGCAGGGCAUCCCUCGCAUUGUCGUCAUCAGCCCCACAACUGAGAGCAGACUAGUCCAACAGGACAGCCUCUGCUUGGAGGAGGCCAUGGCAAACAACGUUUUGAUUAGUCUGAACUUCUCAUCAGAAGUGUUAGAGGCAGUGGAGUUGCUAUCCUGAACUGAUGGAGAACCUAUUCCAGUCUUUUCCUCCCUCUGCGUUUAUUCGCUGCUACAGACAUCUUUUAAAAACGUUCCUUUUUCAGGUUGGCUGUCCAUUUUAAGACUUCACUGAUUUAUUGUACCCAACCGGCAUUGGGCAAGAGGCACACAAUACCCUCCAGCCACCAAGCCUAAACUAAGACCAGGUCUAGGCGUUUACCCAUCAGGACAGCUUGGAAAAGGUGAUGGAAAACAGCAUUUUGUUGGUCUGAACUUCUCAUCUCAGAUGUUGGACGCAUUCCUGACCUGUAGGGAGGACUUCCCUUCUUAACCCUACCUGCAAAAGAUCAAUUUUUCAGUGUUAAGAACAACAUUUUUUUGUAAAGCUUUUGUGUUUCAAGUUGUCUUUGGAGUCCUAUCCAUUCAUUUGGAGUCACAACCAACUUUUGACAGUUUACCUGAAGGCCUGAGCCAAGGACUUUAUUGCAGCCUGAUUGUUUGUUUGGGUCAUUGAGUGAAAACGUAUCCCAUGCCAAUUGCGAUGUGUGAAAUACUGCACGACACAUUUUUUAAAAACUGAGUUGAUUUAUAUUACGUUUUUGUCUACAGUCCCUACUGCUAUUAAAAUGCCCACAUUUACCCACCUUAAUGUGGUACUGCUGCCACACAAAGCUUUGUCAGGUUGGCCUUUUGCCUGAAGACAUUUCAAUAGUAAGCAGCCAAAACCAUUGACAUAUGCAGUGGCAUUCCUAGCCUACAUGGUGCCCUGGGCGACAUGACGCAUCGUCGGUCAUACUUAUUAGCUCCUCCCCUCACCCACCUGGGCCCACCAAAGCCCCCUAGAUGCUUGGAUAUAGCCGCACCCCACAAACUCCGCUCCUGGACCUACCAAUAGCGUACCGCACUUAACACGUCACCUCUGCUCAUUAAUAUUUAUGGCGUUAGCAACUGUUGCUAGGGGGGUCAAGCGUUUGUCCCUCAUGCUAGAUUCAUGUAAACGGUGUACGAACGAGAUGUUUACUGAGCUAAAUCUACCAAUUCUGUCCAAAAAUGAUGUCCCUGGUGCCAAAUUCACUGGUAAGGAUGUGAAAUAGCAUUCAAAUAUUCAGUUAAAGAGAUGGCUUAAGUGUCGAGGGCUGAAAAAGAUGCGAAAAAGAACCGGCCUGAUCCUCUGGUUGUCGUACAUCUCUGACUGUUUUGGGGGGUGAUUUAUAUUGCUAUUUUUGUGUAGCGAUCGCAAAUGCUACUCAGUGACAGACACGAACACUUAAAAUGUUUUCAUUAUUUUUCACAAAUUUAUCAUAGACUUCAUAAUAUAUUGACGGGGCGCGGGGCCGAUUCAUAGGGGGCCUAUCUCCGCCAAAGCUAACAGAGUGGAAACACAGACAAAGAGCUUUUUCCGUUGAAAAUUCUUUCAAAUGAAUGCUUAAAUCCCUGAAUUCUUCAUAGAUAUAAACGUAAAACGGUCUCGAUUCUGGGUUAAAAGAGCAAAAACCUGGGCAAUUACCAUUUAAUUUAUGUAAAUAUGUCGAAGAAUGAUGCUAGUUUGUUUGUCAAUGUUGUAAACAGAGCUUUUCCAGUGAAAAUUCAUGUGAAUAAAUGCUUAAAUCCAUGAAUUUCUAAUAGAUAUGAACGUAAAACAGUUAGAUUCUUUGUUAAAAGAACAAAAAACUGGGCAGUUAUCAUUUAUUUUAUGUAAAUAUGUCGAAGAAUGAUGCUAGUCUGUUAGUCAAUGUGGCAGCCGCCAUUUGUAAAAAGACCUUUUACGGUGAAAAUUGGGCAUUUGCGCAUUUAUUUUACGUAAAUAUUUCGAACAAUUACGCCAUUGCCGCAGCGGUUAAUUGCUCCCAUUUGAUGGUGAAAAAAAUAUAAUAAUUACCUUGAAUCCUCGAACAAAUCACUCCUGAGACAAUCCUUCUUGUUUGUAUGCGGUACAGCUUUUGUACUUUUUAAAUUCGGCGUGCUAAAAUCCUGCAUGUUUUUACUCUGCGAACGACUGGGAAUAACUGAAGCAGACUGCAGGGCGGCCCCCUCCUUAAAGGCAAAAUGUUUACUGCAUAGGAAGGUGAAUGGCUUCACCUUGCUGCUUUUAAACUGGUCUUUUGGACGCACAAGUUGAUCCAUUGUCCACAUUUUUCUUCGGGAAACGUAUGAAGAAAACAUCCUUCAUAUGUGGACGGUCUUAAUGUCUAGAGUAGUUUCGACAAGUUCCAUAGCAGCAGUGUUUACUCGGCAUGUUCGUUUUUGAAAGAUUACCUGCAGAAAACAAGCAGUACUAGCAUGGGUUGUAUGCGAACGCGCUUCUAUGUUCACCCCCUUCCGGUUCACGAUGGUGACGUCACGCGCUCUACAAAUAGCAUGUGCGGCACGCUAUUGCACAAUGGCCGUCCAAGUCAAUCCAAGCUAGAAACAUCAAAAUACUGGUCUCGGAUCAAAUGUACAGGCAGGCGUUGGGGUUAGGCUUCCUGUGGAGCUUAUGAAUGUAUCACCUUUUUAAUACCCAUUAUCUUCAUCAUGAUGUGGCAUUGUUAUCUGUUAUGAAAGGUGGCCUGUAGUUUUCUUCAAGUAGUUUAACCACCUGCAAACUUCGGUCAAGAUCCUUAUUUAGUCAUUCAAACGGGGAUCAUAACACUUUGCAUCUCAUAGCCUCAUAAUUUUGUGACACUCAUUGAUUUACAAUGUUUGAUUCGGAUUUGAUAGCAAUUGAAUCAAUGCUGUUCAAGAACUCUUUUAGAGCAGUACCUGUUAAAACCAAUAAAAUCCUUAGAAAAUGGCAUUUAGGACACAAGAUGGUUUAAUUGCUCUUUGAUUCACGGCGUGUGUUCUUUAUGCGUUUUUCCCUGCCUGUCAAGAUAGAAAUGGCUAUUGACCCUCAUGUGACUCAGUAAAACACAAAGUAUUGUGCCACUAUUGUUUUGCUGUUAGCAAUAAUUUUCCAACAUGGACUUUUUUGGAGAGACAAUUAUAUGAAGGCAAUUGAUAUGAGUCUUUUGUGGGUAUGGUUAUUUCAUUUGUAUUGUCCUCAAAUGCCACGCCCAUUGUGUGGAUCCAGUGUGUAAAUAACUCCCUGUUAUCAUCUGUAUUCAGGCAGUAAAAAUACCUAUUUUUUUAUAUCAAGACUUGUUUUGCUUUUAAAAAAAAAGAAUUUUACAAUUUGACAACCAAAGAUGUUCAGUAAAAUGAAGUAACAGAUGAAUAAAUAGCAACUAUUUAUUAGUUGACUGCCAUUACAAAAUACUCGUUCCACCAAAGCUCACCGCGCAAGCUUUAUUUCAAUAGGUUUUGUUUUUUUUUUUUAUUCAUUUGAUAAAUACCAUUUGUUGUUGUUUUUCUUGUUUUUUUUUUUCUUUUUUUGAAAGAAAAACUGUUUGUGCAAUAUCCUGGAUGCUGUUCUAUAAAGCACAUUUUCUCCCCUA